This is a messenger RNA of Microthlaspi erraticum, 1506 nucleotides long. Lineage: Eukaryota; Viridiplantae; Streptophyta; Magnoliopsida; Brassicales; Brassicaceae. The record is from the annotation of a GenBank genome assembly.
AUGCUGCGUAGAGAGUCAGAGAUUCUUACUGUGACAGAAGCCCAUAGAGUUGCUAUUGAAGAAUCACCUCUAGCCAUUAGAGAGACUCCAAAAAUGGUUGAGGAUACUGAAAAAAUAAUUUCAUUAACAGUAGAGGUGGAGGCUCUAAAGGCUUCGCUUCAGUCUGAAGGACAAGCCACAGAAGACUUGAGAAAAGCUUUAGCAGUGGCAGAGUCUAGAAAUUCGGAGUUGGCCGCAAAGCUAGAUCAGCUUCAGGAAUCGAUGAAAAGACUUCAUGAGAAGCUUUCCAAGUCAAAGUUAGAGAUUCAAGUAAUCCAACAACAGGCAAAGGACACGAGUCUUGCUGUAAAAGAACCAGAGUCCAAGGACGAAGCAAACAAAUAUCUGGAAAAGGAAGAUCUACUAGUCAAGUGUAUCUCACAAAACCUUGGAUAUGAUGAAGGCAAGCCUGUUGCUGCAUGUAUCAUUUACAGAUGUCUCUGCUACUGGAGAUCAUUUGAACUCGAAAACACUAGCAUCUUUCAGCGUAUCGUUCAAACAAUAGCUUCAGCCAUUGAGGUCCCAAACAAUAAUGAGGUUUUGGCGUAUUGGCUAUCUAAUUCAGCCGCACUGUUAGUGCUUCUGCAACACACACUCAGAGCACCUGAAGCAAAGUACCCUGCACUACGUUUCAAGCUGCAGCUUACCGCAUUGGUCGAGAAAAUAUCUGAGAUGAUCAGAGAUAAUCUAAAGAAAGAGAUCUCUCCUCUCCUUGCCUCAUGCAUAAAAGGAACAAUUUCAUCAUUGGAAAAAUCGGUGUUAGAAAGAGCAAAAACUGUUGCUGAACAAGAUCGGAUUAGGAAAGGCCUGAAGGUCCUGAAAACUUACUUGCAUGCUGCUGGUCAACAAGCUCUGUUUGCCAAUUGGCAAAGUAUAAGGAAACCCUUAAACACUUGCUUGAAUAUCAUGAAAGCAAACAAUUUUUUCUCUGUAACAAAAUUGUGUAGUCUUCUUCUACGUCGUGAGUGCUGCUCAUUCAGCUAUGGGAAGUACGUUAAAGCAGGUUUGGCUGAAUUAGAGCAGUGGUGUGUAGAGGCUACUGAUGAAUAUGCUAGCUCAGCUUGGGAUGAGUUGAGUCAUGUCAGGCAGGCUGUUGAUUUCUUGGCCACACGUGAAAAACCGAAAAUGACCUUAGACGAAAUAGCAAGAGAACUCUGCCCGGUGCUAAGUGUAAAACAGAUAUACAGAAUCAGCACAAUGUACUGUGAUGACCAAUAUGGCACUCCUAGUGUUUCUUCAGACGUUAUUGCAAACAUGAGGGUGAUGAUGAGAGAGGACUCGAAUAAUGCUGAAAGCAGCUCUUUUCUUUUGGACGAUGACUCGAGCGUUCCAUUCACUGUGGGAGAUUUGUCAAAGUCAAUGUUAUUGAAACAAGUUGAUCUAUCCAACAUUAAACCUCCUCAGUUGAUCCGCGAGCACCCAGAUUUCAGCUUCUUGCUCAUUCGUGAAGAAGGCAGUUCAACAUAA